This is a messenger RNA of Darwinula stevensoni, 687 nucleotides long. NCBI's taxonomy places the organism in Eukaryota, Metazoa, Arthropoda, Ostracoda, Podocopida, Darwinulidae. The record is from the annotation of a GenBank genome assembly.
GACAGAGAAAGGCAUUUCCAUGCCUUUUUUUCUAAUCAUUCACUUAUUGUUUCAGACACAAGCAUCAAGCACAGUCCCCAUUUUGAUUGGGUGGUUGCACACAUUGGCAGCUGCUUCCCACAGACUAUCAUAAGUCAGGUCCUUCAAUGUGGCCACAAGAACUAUCACUUUUCUAUGAAUGGGGCCAGUGUCAGAGGAGAUAAGGUUGGGUCAGUAGUGGGAAUUCUGGGACACUUAGGUAGCAGUCAUUAUGGUGGCCUCAAGUCUGCACUUGUUCUCAUGUUCAGGGGAAUCCAAGAGGAUCCAUUGAAGGAAGAGAAUCUCUCUGUUGUACCCUACAUCAUUCAACUUUGUUCCAUGUCACAUCUUUUGCUCCAAGCUGCCACUGAUGACCUUCCACAGCUCUUGUCAAGAGAGAUGAUUGAAUGCCUGUCAAAGCAGGCUCCUCAAUGGCUGGGGAAGUAUUUCUCAACUGCCCCAGUCCUUAUUGGGAUGUUGGUCAACCUCCUCCUUCAAGUGGAAACAUCUGGCCCAGUACUCAUUCAGCUCCUUCUGGACCUGGCCAUCAAUCCACCUGGCAGGAAUAUCACCCUGCAGAACAUAAUUGGGGAGACAUCUCAUCUCCUGCUCAGUGGAGGUGGACGCAUUUCUGCCACCGCGAUUCACACUUGCGGAUUGAUGCCCUGA